Messenger RNA from Brassicogethes aeneus, 3680 nucleotides. NCBI's taxonomy places the organism in Eukaryota, Metazoa, Arthropoda, Insecta, Coleoptera, Nitidulidae. The record is from the annotation of a GenBank genome assembly.
AUUCGCGUUCAGACGUUUGUCGCAUACGGACGUGCGGUGUUGUCGGCUCUAACGUAAACGAAAAAGACGCGAUUUUCUCUAAACUGUCAGUGAAAACGCAAGUUUUGUGGUGAUUUUUAGUGAAAUGUAAUCUGGUUUUGUGCCCAGCUGCGACUGUCACUCUGCCAAAAUGACAGAUUCGGAAUCCAGCGACGAUAGUUGGGAGAAGUUUUUCGGCCAGUCCACGACCGACCUGAUGCCGAGUAUUAUGGGCGCAUUCGAUGCCAUAAUAUCCUCCAAGUCGUCUUUUGAAAGCAGCAAAGAGACUCAACGAGUCGCACCAAAACGGAGCUAUCAAGCGAACAACUUCGCCAACCUGUCGGCGGGGGUGCAGAAGAUCCUGUCGCACGUGCCGGACCAGGAGAUCAGCAAGCACUUCAGCUCCGAAGAGACCUUGGGACCGCGGCGUUUCGGCCCCCAAAGGGCCGCCUUCAGAUCGCUGCGCUCCCCGGAGAGAACCGUCACCGUGAGCCAGCAAAAGAGCACCGAAAACUUGGAGAGAAUAUCGCCGAACGUCCAGAAGAUAAUAUCGAAUCUGCCCGACACGGAACUGGUGAUCAACCCGAGCAAAAUGUCCUCGAACAAGAACAGUUCGUUCCUCUACAAGGAAUACUUGAAACGCUCGCUCAGUGCGGACGUUAACGACAAUCAGUUCUGCGAGAGGGAGUUCAGUAGCGCGCAUUCGGGGUUGAGUGAGAAAUUCAGUGAACAUUGUGAAAACAGUGCGGACGACUAUAAUCCAAAACCGUUGGGGAGUUAUCUGCAUUCGGCGCAUGGUAUUGCCUCCAGAACGCCGGUCGGGAGGAAGAACCUUGGAAAAUACCUUCAGGUUCCUAGCGAAAGCAGUGUUGGUACCAUGAGCAGUACUACGUCAUCGGAACCAUCCAGACCUGUUUCCCUUACCAGUUUGGGUUCCUGCUCUUCGAGUGGAAGCAGUGGUCCUCAACAAACUGGAUCGACCUAUAUGGCGUCUGCUGACAGUUUGGAUAGUGAUAAUGAACAUGGAGGAUCUGCUGAUAGUGGAAUAGCAGAACAACCUAUUACUCCUGAAAUGAGGGUGCUGCAGGAGGUCCUUGAUACUGAAACUGUUUACGUAUCUGAUCUUCAGGAAGUCAUAGAGGGAUACAUGGAACCAUGGAAAAUAGACACUGAAUGCCCAUUGCAGCCCCAUCUACAAGAUCUCUUUAGCAACAUAGUGGAGAUACAUGAAUUUAACAGAAAAUUACUAAAGGAGCUCCGCCUGGCGGACUGCAACCCAACUGAAAUAGCUAAAGUAUUUCUUCAAAACCACUCCGGCUUCUCGGUGUACAAUGAAUACUGCACAAACUACCCCAAAACAAUGGACAUCCUCGGAAAACUACUGCGGGACGAAAAAAUGGUGCCCCUGUUCAGAGAGAGGCAAACAGACUUGAGGCACGCCCUGCCGCUAGGCUCGUAUCUCCUAAAACCGGUCCAAAGGAUCCUGAAGUACCAUCUCCUGCUGCAACGUCUCUCGAAACAGUGCGAACGCAGCCACACCUCCACGGUGGACCUCGCUCUGACGACGAUGACAAGCAUUGCCGCCAACAUAAACAACAUGAAGAGGAAGCACGAGAACGCGGUGAGGGUGCAGGAGAUUUUGGCGCAACUAUACGGCUGGACAGGGCCGGACUUGACCGCUUUGGGGGAGCUGAUAGCCGAGGGCACGUUCAAAUUGAUCGGGGCCCGCGCCAAACGCCACGUUUUUUUGUUCGAAAAAGUAUUAUUGAUGGCCAAAAGGAAGGAGAACGGGGUUUUGGUCUACAAAAGCCAUAUUAUGUGUUCAAACUUGAUGCUCAUAGAACAAGUCCGUGGGGAACCCCUUUGCUUCCACGUCAUUCCCUUUGAUAAUCCGAAAAUGCAGUCGACUCUAAGGGCAAGAUCCACGCUAACAAAAAGGGAAUGGACUUUGCAAAUAAAAAGGGUCAUUAUCGAAAAUUUUGGUGCCAAAAUACCGAGUCAUGCUAGAGAAUUAGUGAUGGAGUUGGGACAAGACUUAAAUGAAAAUGAAACUGAUACGGUAAACGAAAAGUGGUCCACAAAACCCUACUCAACCCCGGACUACUUGGAGCGCCGGUCUAGAGUGCGCAAAUCCGGCUAUCUGACCAAUCGCAGGGCCUCGUCCCAAGACCGUUCGUUCGCGUCGCUGAGCAACUGGCGCCGGAAGUCGGAGCCCGACAUGAUCCCGCAGUACACCACCAAAACCAUGCCGAAAAGAAUAACGCAGUUGAAGAAGGUCAAGGCAGGAAACGCGACCUUUUACACUGACCUGAGCGAUUCCGAGAAUGGGGACAAUGCGAACGAGAGUUUGGAGAGCUUGCCGAGAAACUUGACCGAGAGUUCCAUGGAUGUUUUUGCUGAAAAAGCUGACGAGCCGGACAGCCCGCAGGCGGAGCAGCGCUCGAACCUGGAAAAGAUCGUCUCGGAACUGCUGCAAUCCAGCAGGCCGGAAUUCAGCAAACUGCUCACGUCCAAUCAGCCGUCGUUCGCGAACCGACAGCGUCGCACGCUGCCGAUCGAUCCGGCGACCGCGACGUGGUACGAGGUCAGGACGAAGAACCCGACCAAGGCCGACUCGCUGCCGAGGUCGUUCCAGCUGAACGACGGGAUCGAGGACGAGACGAACGAGGACGGGAACGUCGAGUGCAAGAACGAGAGGCUGAUCGACACGUCGUUGAAAGAGAAUCCCGACGAUUGCGAAGAAGAGCAACAAGAAAAUGAUCUCUCUUCUCAAGUAGACGAAAGUGAAGACCAUCCUGAGCACAGGAUCUACCGCAAAAGCGUCAUACGCCUGUCGGUAGUGCAACGCCUAAAAAACCUGAUGUUCGAGGAGCAAAAAAUCCAGCAGAAAUCGCCGAGCGUGCACCGGAUGGGAUCGAGAAGCACGGGGGAAAAACUGGCGCACCCCGACUACGCGGACCCGCAAAAACUGUUCGCGAACUCCCGCAACUCCAGUCAAGUGAGCCUGUCCGCCGAAACGGACUUCAUGGGCGAAAAAGAGCAUCUGGAUUUGAGCAUAAACGAGAACGACGUACUUAAGGAGAUAGAGAAGCGCCUGCAGAGUACAAAUUUCGAGCUGAACGGCGGUUCUAGUCACAAAAAGGUAAACUCUAGUCACAAUCAGAAUUCCGAUUAUUACGAGUCCAUUCUGGACAAAAACUUGACCGAAGAGUACGUCAAAGACGCCAACGGUAAGCUCAUCGCCAAACAGGACAGCUUCAGUAACGGAGACAAUAAAGCCAUAUACAAAAUGAAGUACAGUUCACAAAAUAUCAUCAAAAAAGACUCCUUUAGUAUUAAGAGACCAAAUAGAGCGCCGCCACCCAUUCCCACAAAACCAACGUUCAUCAAAAAUGAAAUAUCGAAAAAUUUCAUGAUUAAGUCUGAAUCGUCCAUGGGGACAAUAAAUUCCAAUUUUACUCAGAGCGGAGGCACUAGAACCUCUCAAAGUUGGGUUAAAACUGUUGUUAACCGAUUUGAAUGAUAUUCGUAGAAUUGUUGAGGUCAUUCAACAAUUUCCUGUUUCAAAUGUGCUAUAUUCUGGCUGUUUUCAAGUAUAAUUAAUUUUAGUUACAUUAAUUGAAAUUAAUUAAAUUGUACAUAGUUUUAUCGUACUGUAUUAU